Ipomoea triloba (trilobed morning glory) is the source of this 1253-nucleotide messenger RNA. Its product is annotated as cyclin-C1-2-like. Bases 69 to 821 code for a protein of 250 amino acids. The record is from RefSeq and is a predicted model, not a curated record. NCBI's taxonomy places the organism in Eukaryota, Viridiplantae, Streptophyta, Magnoliopsida, Solanales, Convolvulaceae. Gene Ontology annotation, cellular component: nucleus; mediator complex. Gene Ontology annotation, molecular function: cyclin-dependent protein serine/threonine kinase regulator activity. Gene Ontology annotation, biological process: positive regulation of transcription by RNA polymerase II. The transcript has 9 exons.
CUGAGUGAAAUUUCCACUACUGUAACUCGCCGAGUCUUCCAUCUUCUGAAUUCUCGCCAACCGAAAUCAUGGCUGCCAAUUUCUGGACCUCAUCUCACUGCAAGCGGCUUCUGGAUCCUGAAGAGGUGGAUGUUGUGCAGCAGCUUGAUAAGGACAGAGGCAUCACUCUCGAGGACUGCAAGCUCAUCAAGCUCCAUAUGUCCAACUAUAUUGCAAGAUUGGCUCAAAAUGUCAAAGUAAGGCAAAGGGUUGUAGCUACUGCCAUUUCCUACAUGAGACGAGUUUAUGUCAGAAAAAGUAUGACAGAAUACGAUCCUCGUCUGGUUGCUCCAGCCUGCUUAUACUUGGCAUCAAAAGCAGAAGAGAGCACAGUGCAGGCUAGACACCUUGUAUUUUAUAUCAAGAAAUUAUAUUCAGAUGAUAAGUAUAGAUAUGAAAUAAAGGACAUUCUAGAAAUGGAAAUGAAAGUUUUGGAAGCCCUGAACUAUUACUUGGUUGUAUUCCACCCAUACCGGUCUCUAUCACAGUUGCUUCAGGAUGCUGGCAUGAGUGAUACAACGCAACUGACUUGGGGAAUUGUGAAUGAUACAUAUAAGAUGGAUCUAAUUCUAAUACAUCCACCGCACUUGAUAGCAUUAGCAUGCAUAUACAUAGCAAGUGUGUUGAAAGAGAAGGAAACUACUUCCUGGUUUGAGGAGCUUCGGGCUGACAUGAAUGUGGUAAAAAACAUAGCAAUGGAAAUAUUAGAUUUUUAUGACAGCCACAAGAUGAUCACGGAAGAAAGAGUAAAUGCUGCAAUGAGCAAGCUGGCUGGAAAGUAACAUGCCCCAUCACCAGCAAAUCACUGGCGAUGUCGAGUGGCUGAUAACACGGUACGCGACAGAGAACAAUAUAUUCAGUUGAGGAAUAAGAUGCUGAACCCGUACUUCCUGCUAGUCAAACGAGGACAAGAAGGGAGAUGACCCCUCUCCGCCCACGAGAUAAUGAGCUGAAAUAUAGUAGGUAAAUUCAUCUAGUAAGAUGUACAGGAUUUGUCUGGAAAUUAGAGAUGCAGUAAUGUAUUGUUCAUAAUUGUAAUGUGUGAGAAUCUGGAGGGGAAAAAAAGGACAUUUUGAUAAAUUGGAUGGUCCCUGCACCAACAUGAAAAAAGAUUCCAUUUCAGGCUUUGCUGUCUAGCCAAAGCAGGCUGGAUGUUGUAUGAUGAUCGAAAUUCUGUAAACUUGAAUUUCAAUUCUGUGUUUUUCCUUUGUUCC